AUGCAACCGCGGACGCUCCAGGCCCCCGUGCAGCUCGGGCGGCCGGUGCACGCGGCGGCACCGCCGGGGUAUCAAGGUGUCGCGCCGGUCUCACUCGGCGGACCGCCACGGCCGCAACCGCAGCCUUGCGUGUGGCGAGCGGCCGCGCCAGGCCCGGUCCUCUUUCCGGCACCGGCUUCUCCGGCUCCGCUCUCGGGCCCGGCGCUGGUGACGGCGGACCUCGCCCGCAAGCAGCAGACCACGCCGGACCAGCGGGACCAGGCCUACCGAAGCCUCAUCCAGUCUCUGGCCGCUUGGGGCGUCUUGGAGGAUUUGCCACUGGACAAUGGGGUGCUGCACGUGAACGCGCCCUUCUGCCAUGACUUCUUCGAGGCGCCGCUGUUGCUGCCCUUCCUGGCCGCUCGGUUCCUGCGGCCAGGCUCCGGGGUGCGGAAGCUGGCGCUCCGCGGCUGCGACGUGCGCAGCCAGGACUUCUGGUGGCCCGCCUGGGAGCAGUGGGCGCAGCGGAGCUUCGAGGGGCGUGUUUCUCUGGAGCUGCGACAGCAGGACUUGGUGGUGCAGCAGCAAGCGCCCGCGGGCUUGACGCUGGCCUGCCACCCGGAGGUGACGAAUGGCGGCCCCUGGCUGCCCAUCCUGCGCCACGUGCUGCGGAGUCGGGCGCUGCAUGGCCGCUGCGUCUUCGCGACCUUCUACCGCCACGAGGCGGAGGCGGCGGCCGAGAUCUGCCGCGCGGAGGGCGCGGCGGUGGAGAUCCGGGAGAACCCGUUCUAUGCGGGUAAAUCCCUCGAUGAGGUAGGCACCUUCCACCGCUUCGCGGUGAUCCUGGCCCCCAACGGGCUGAGCGGCCAAAACGGCGUCUGCCGGAGGAAGAAGGCAGAGGAGGAAGGAGUUCGUGCCCCACGGGGCAGGGGAGUGAAGGGCAGCAGGAGCUCCUAUCAGGAGAGCCUUACCGAAGAGACCAGCGCUUACCCGCGGUCCAUGGGGGCGCCGCUGCCCGGGGGGAUGCCGCUGGUGCCGUCCUUCGGCUCCCAGAAGCGCUCCGCGGGUGCGGCCAAGAAGUCCGACGAUGCCCAGGUGACCAUCCCCGACUCCGUCACUCGGAUUGGAGGAUUUGCCUUUGCAGAUUGCAGCUCGUUGGCAAAUGUGACCAUCCCCGACUCUGUGACUGAGAUCGGAGCAGGUGCCUUCAAAGGUUGCAGCUCAUUGGGAAGCAUCACCAUCCCCGGAUCAGUUACUUGGAUUGAAGAAAAUGCUUUCGCCGGUUGCAUCUCAUUGGCAAGCGUGACCAUCCCCAACUCGGUCACUCGCAUUGGGCGUGAUGCCUUCCAAGGUUGCAGCUCGUUGGCAAAUGCGAUCAUCCCUGACUCCGUGACUGAGAUUGAGUUUGCUGCCUUCGAAGGUUGCAGCUCAUUGGCAAACAUGGCCAUUCCUGACUCGGUGACUCAGAUUAGAGAGUAUGCCUUCUUAGGCUGCAGUUCAUUGGCAAACAUCUCCAUCCCUGACUCGGUGACGCAGAUCGGAGGAUUUGCCUUCUUAGGCUGCAGCUCAUUGGCAAAUGUGAUGAUCCCCGGCUCUGUGACUGAGAUUGGAGCAGGAGCCUUCGAAGGUUGCAGCUCAUUAGCGAACAUGACCAUCCCUGACUCGGUGACGCAGAUUGGCGGAUUUGCCUUCUUAGGCUGCAGCUCGUUGGCAAAUGUGAUCAUUCCCGACUCUGUGGCUAAGAUUGGAGCGGGGGCGCUGUCCUGGAUGGACCAGGCCAAGCAGAUCUUUGGUUCCAAGCCCAGGCAGCACAUGGCAGAAGAUGAACUAGUUUCCAUAUCCUCAGCUCAACAAUUGCCCAAGCCUCAGGUCUCGCGGCUGAGGGCGGCGUGGGCGCUGCUGCGCCUCAGCUGGCGCCGGUGCUGCGUCUGCGUCCAGGGCUCCCCGAUGUUGUGCCUCAUCAUCACCCCGCUGGCGUUCCUGAUCUUGCUGCUGAUCGCGAUCUUCAAUGUAUGCCUGGCGCGGCUCCUGACGGCUCCUGGGGCGGUGCUCUUUAACCUGGGGGUCUUGUGGCUGGUCCUGCGCCUAGUCGUCCGGGUCCUGGUGUUCCCGGGCUCCAUCCUCCUCUGGCGGCGCAACACCGAGGCCUCCUACCGCUCGGAGAUGGCCAAGCAGUUCGCGGGGCACCUGGAGCACCUCCGGGGCUUCCUGGCCGAGGCCACCGGUAAGGGCCAAGGCCCUGCGGCCGGGGCCACUCUGGAGGGCACGCUGCUGGGCUUCAUGGUGGUGGAGGGCCUCUCGCGGAACUUCCAGGUGCAGCAACGAGACCAGGUGAAGUUCACCAAGGAGCAGGCGCAGCUGCGCUCCUGGGUGCAGGCGGUGGAGCUGUGGCUGUCGCAGGCCAAGGUCAUGGACAGGCGGGCCGAGAUCCCGCUGAACGACUGGCUGCAGCGCCAGAGCCAGAACGUGGUGAAGGUGCCGCUGAGGUACGCGGUGAACAGCUCGCCGCUGGCCUCCAGCGCCUUGGCGGAGGCGGAGGGCUGCUUGCAGCGCCUCGAGCAGAUGCUGCACAUGUUCUACGACCUGCAGCGUUCCCCGGACGGCCUCUGUGCCAGCACCAGGCGGUUCCUGAGCACGCCCCCGGUGGGGUCCCUGAACCAGUUGCGGGCCGAGCUGCUGCUGCGGUACUCCGCGCAGCACUACUGGGUGCGCACGCAGGGCCGCAAGAUCGACGCCGUCUUCAUCUCGGCGAAGGGCUCUGGCCAUUUGGGCGAGGACAGCCCGGAAGGCAAGGAGGACAUGCCCCUCAAGGAGCCGGAUGAGAGUCCCGGGCCCGUGGUGGUGUGGUGCAACCCCAACGCCGCCUACUACGAGACCAUGGCCUACGAGUCCCACUGGCUCGACUUCUACCUCUCGCAGGGCUGCAGCAUCUUCGUCUUCAACUACAGCGGCUUUGGGCGGUCCGAAGGCGCCCCCACACCAGGCCGCCUCAGUGCGGACGGGGAGGCGGUGGUGGACUUCCUCAGGCGCCGCGGCUUCACGCAGGUGGCGGUGCACGGCCGCUCCAUCGGCGGCAUCGCGGCCUGCCGGAUCGCCAAGAACAAUCCGGACAUCGUCAAGGUGCUGGUGGCAGACCGGACCUUCUCCACCCUGUCGCGGGCGGCCAAGUUCACCUUCGGGGACUGGGCGGCCAAGGGGCUGGCCCUGUCCGCCACCUGGGCGGACAACGUGUCCAACUACCUCCAAGCGCGGUGCUACAAGGUGAUGCUCUGCGACCCGAAGGACCUGACCAUCCCGGACCUGGCGGCGCUGCGGAGCUCCGUGGCGCAGCAAGUCUUGGACCAGGUUCCGCCAGGCGACCGCUUGGCCUACGAGGGCGUGGAGCGAAUGGCGGAGGCCUGGUGCUUCUUCGAGGUGCUGGUGGGCGUUUGCGACGGCGACUCUUGCGACGGCCACCAGUGUGCCUGCCACCCGCGGGCGGAGAAGCGGGGCGGAGGCUCCGCGCGGCAGCCGGUGGUGGGGAAGCCCGCGGACGAGGAGGCGGUGGAGGAGGAUGUGCGGCUGGUGGCUUUGUCGCGGGUGGCUUCGUCGCAGGUGAACGCGCAGUGGCUCCAGGAGCACGGGGACUUUGUGCGAGCUGCCAUGGCGCCGCACAUCGACUUGCUGCGCCAGGCCUUGGACAGCCUGGGCUCCAGGUUCAAUUCCAGUGGCCUCACCUUGGACGACGCGGUGGGCGGCCGCACGCAGGAGGAGACUGCGGAGGCCUUGCGGUGCUUCCUCUGCAAUCUGCAGGUCUGGGGCUCCCUGGCGCAACGCGGCGCUGCGGGGGAAUUCACUCCGUCCCGCGCGGUGGAUGAAGACAUCGAGCUGCUUCUGGCCCGAGGUCUCAACGGCGGGGCGGCCGCGGCGGUGCGCCUCGGGCGCCUGGCAGCGCAGCUUACGCCGCAGAGGCUGGCGGACUACCACCGCCAGAUGGCGCGCUUUGGCGUGGCAAAAGCGCGCAGGGACUUCCGGCAGUACAUGACCGUGCUGCAGCGGAACCUGGAGGCCUCGGUGGCGCAGAACGAGUGCCCCCUGAGCGGCGCGGUGCUGCAACACCUCCGGGAGGUGGAGAGCUUCCUCACCACCAUCUACCGCUUCUUCAAGUGCGUGGACAUGGGCGGAGGUGAGGAGCGAACAGAAGGCGGCGAUGUGAGGCAGAGUGUCAGCUCGCCUCCGGAGGCCGCCAGCGACGAUUCCGAGGAAGGCCCCAAAACCGCGCCCAAGCCGAGCCUGGACCGCGGGGUAGCGGGCUACGUCGCCUGCCUGAACUGUGGCCACAACGGCGUUCUCAGUGAGGGCGAGGCGCAGCAUCUGGCGCUGCACCUGCGCAGCGCGCGGUUCGGGAAGUACGCGGGCGAGGAGCUCGAAGGCGGGGUCUGA
This is a messenger RNA of Effrenium voratum, 4401 nucleotides long. Lineage: Eukaryota; Dinophyceae; Suessiales; Symbiodiniaceae. The record is from the annotation of a GenBank genome assembly.